Messenger RNA from Parnassius apollo (apollo), 2967 nucleotides. The record is from the annotation of a GenBank genome assembly. Lineage: Eukaryota; Metazoa; Arthropoda; Insecta; Lepidoptera; Papilionidae.
AUGGCCUUUUCUUCUUUAUUAGGGGUUCCAAUUACGGAUGAUGUAAUAUUAGACCAAUUGAUGAACGGAAAUCUAUCGGAGAUUGAAGAUUUUGAUGAUGACGACUUGGAAUUUGAACCAAAUACCCUAUUUGAUCAAUUGGCUUGCGAAAAUCUCUUCGAUGGUGACAAUCCUAAUGAAGAUGAAGAAACAAGUCACCAAACAUCACUAUUGAUGUGUCCUCCGGUGGUGCAACCUCCAUCUACAUCGACGCCGCAACCUCCAGCUUCAUUAAUGACGCAACAUUCUCCUCCACCGAGGACGCAGUCUCCAUUAACAAUGCAACCGUCUUGCCCAUCAUUAUCAUCCACGUUGCGUCGUUAUCGAGAAAGAGAUUCUUGGAUCGGAAGAUCUCGUGGAGGUCGUUCUGGUCCUGACUACAGAGACUAUCGGGGAGGAGCAAGUGCUAGCCGGGGAUAUUCGCCUGUAAGAGGAGAAGGACCACCAAACAAGAGAAUCAGACCUGACUGGCCUAUAGAUGAUAGAAGAUAUGGAGGGAUGCCACAUGACUCAUAUGGUUCUUAUGGUUGGGCACAUGAUCACUUUGGUCCCCAUCCUGCACACCAGGGCUAUGGACAGCCAUUGCCACCAGUACCAGCAAGAGAUGCAGUUUUACCAAUGGGUCCAGUAGAUGGUCCCCCUACAAUGAUGACCUUCAAGGCCUUUUUGGCUGCUCAAGACGACUCUAUUACUGUAGAUGAUGCCAUUCAGAAGUAUAAUGAAUAUAAACUGGAGUUUAGAAGACAACAGCUUAAUGAGUUUUUUGUUGCUCAUAAGGAUGAGGAAUGUCUACAGCGUUUUCGUGUGGAAUUGCUGGACACCGUUAAGAAAAUUAUAUUCAAACUUGUACAAAUGUUCAAGAUUAAAUAUCAUCCAGAGGAGUCUGUGAAACGCAAAGAAGAGCAAUUAACGGCAUUGAAGAAUAGGUUAAAUGUCUUCUUGGAGUUACUUGGACAAGGGGAAUUGGAUAAAGUCUCAGUUGAUGUUGAUAAGUCUGAUAAAUUAAUAAGACUACUUGAUACAGUGGUUAUCAAGUUAGAAGGUGGAACUGAAGAAGAUCUGAAGGCUUUGGAUGAUCCGCCACCGCAAGAAAAUUCUAAUAACAGUGAGAAACAAGUAAAUGAUAAAAGUGAAGCAGAAAAGCCUGUAGUUAUAGAUGUGGACGAAGUGAAAGUAAAGGAAGAAAAAGACCACCCGGAACAAGAUAAGGAAAAAAAGGCUGAAUCUCCAAAGCCUACAGCACCUCUUACUAUGGAGAUAGAUCCUCAUUUGCGUCAACUUCAAGAACAAGCUAAAAUAUUUUCCCGAUUCAACUCUCAGCCUGGCAGUGAAAAUGAGAGUACAGUUCAGGAGAAAGAACCACCCCCACCGGCGGUAUCGUCAUCUAGUUCGUCUUCGUCCAGCUCAUCGUCUUCCAGUUCAGAAGACGAAGGUGAAACUAACACUCGACGGAAAUCCAAGUCUAAAUCGAAAUCGCCAGACAAAUCGCCUAAACAAAAGGAGAAGUCACCAAGUGUGGAAAAAGUUGUGGACAUAUCUGAAACAGAUAAAGAAAAGGAAAAUAACACCGAAAACAAAUCAGAAACUGCAAAUGAUGUUGUUGUUGAGAAAAAGGAGUCCCGAGCUCUGCACAAAACUACUUCAAUAUUUUUAAGGAAUUUGGCACCUUCCAUUGCUAAGGCUGAAGUCGAAGCUAUGUGCAAGCGUUAUGGUGGAUUUCUUCGUGUGGCGUUGGCCGACCCUUUGCCGGAGCGUCGCUGGUUCCGCCGGGGAUGGGUCACCUUUCGUCGUGAAGUGAACAUUAAAGACAUAUGCUGGAAUCUUAACAAUAUACGGCUGCGCGAGUGCGAGUUGGGUGCCAUUGUGAACCGGGACCUGCAGCGGCGCAUCCGCGCGGUGUCGGGCGUGACGCUGGAGCGCGCCGUGCUGCGCGCCGACGCGCGCCUGGCCGCGCGCCUCGCGCACCUGCUCGACACGCGAACGCGCCUCUGGCAAGAUACGCCGCGUGCCGACGCGGCCGACGCCGCCGACCCCGCUGACACCGCCGACGACAAGCCCGCCGCGCCAGAGAACUUCAGUCUGAAUUCCAAGAAUCCUGUGCUGCACAAAAUAACUGAGCAUUUAAUUGAAGAAGCGUCAACAGAAGAGGAAGAACUUCUCGGUCUAGAGGCAACAUCUGAACCGGCCGCAAGUGAACAACCCGACCCUGAGUUGAUUCGCGUUUUGGAUCGUCUCGUACUCUACUUACGUAUUGUGCACUCGGUGGACUAUUACAACCACUGCGAGUAUCCAUAUGAAGAUGAAAUGCCCAACCGUUGCGGCAUAAUGCACGCGCGUUCCGGACCACCAGCUAAUAAGCCAACACAGCAAGAAAUACAGGACUACAUUAAGACUUUUGAAAGCAAAAUGUCUGCUUUCCUACAAGAUGCUAAACCACUUUCUGAUGAGGAAUUACAGAAACUUGGUAUUAAGGAUCCGGAUGUAGAAGUAGAAAAGUUUAUCCAGGCCAAUACACAAGAAUUAUCAAAAGACAAAUGGUUGUGCCCCCUGAGUGGUAAAAAGUUCAAAGGUCCGGAUUUCAUCAGGAAGCAUAUUUUCAACAAGCAUGCUGAGAAGGUGGAGGAGGUGCGGCGCGAGGUGGCCUACUUCAACGCGUACGUGCGCGACGUGCGGCGCCCGCAGCAGCCUGAGCCGCCCGCGCGCCCCGCGCCUGCUCACCACGCGCCGCCGCCCGCGCCGUACGGCGGCGGUCCGGGCGGCGGGGGGCCGCCGGCUCGCGGCUGGGGUGGGGGCGGAGGGGCGCCACCCGCGCCCUACGCGCCGCGACACCCGCGCUUCUCGCGCCCCAGGGGCGACGGCGCGGAGUUCCGCCCAGUCAUACACUACCGCGACUUGGACGCACCACGCGAACCUGACGAGUUCAUUUAG